AUGGAAUCACUUUUGUUUCUGAGGGUGGUACUCUUGCUUGGUUGUCUAACGAAAACAUGUUCGGCUUUAAACGUCUUAGGAAUAGGAAAAACAACAUAUUCAGGCUUGUUGUUUCACAAUGCUUACACAAAUAAUUUAUCUUCUGAACGUGUAACCGCUCAUCGCAUCCGUUGCCGUACAUCAAUAUCUAAACCUAAUUAUCGAUGUGAAAGAAUAGGUUUUAUAUACGAUACUGCAACUCCUGCAUGGCGCUGUAGGAAUGUGCGACAUUAUCGCCUUUCUGUUUCAGAUAGGGCAAAAAACGUGGAUGAAAUCUUCGACACGCUUUGUGAAUCUCUCAAAUCGAAAAGUACAUCCUUUGUCGACUUGAAGAAUAGAUUAAACACUGCAGGGGUUAGCCUCGAAGGAUGUAAUACGCCGGAAGAUGUUGUUAGGAGGGUGGCGCAACUCGAGGUUUAUGGCAAAGAGUAUGUGGAUGAUGAGAUGCUAAAGUCUAGUCCAACGUUCCAAGCGCUGUUGAAUGAGAUUUUAACCGAAACUAUGGCCACUUAUAAGAGCAAGAGAGGUAGAGAGAAAACACAAUUCAUUCAGCAGUUGAAGGGUCUGCUCACGUCGAAGAAUGUAUGCAUUGCUAAUAACAUCACUGAUGAAGACAUUAUACGUCUCGCGUCUGAGCAGGAAUCUCGCGAGCGAAUGUCGGCCCAGCUGCCUCACACGAAGCCCUGCAAUGAAAUGAGCCAGCGUAUAGAUUCGUAUAGAGACGAGGCGGAUUCUAUAUUUGCAGUUUAUAGGAAUAUCAAAGAUGACAAGUUACGCAAAUCUUUUCUAUCGCAGGUCAAGGAUGAAUUAAAUGCAUUGUCUGUAGACCAUAAGGAUUGCGAAACGCCCGAAGAAAUGAUAAAUCGUCUUGCUUACGGUAGGGUGUUUCCACAGGAAAAGGACUAUGAAGCUGAGUCACAUAAAAGGACGGCGGAACACGCAUUGCUUCCAUGGCCCAAUGCAACUGUAGAUGACAUAUACCAAUUUAGCGCAAUUCUAGGCGACGGUCAUGGCAUUUUUGGUGUCAACGGUGGCAUUAUAGACAACUUCGCAGGCAUGUCUGACAUGCUGGAAGAAGAUGGAUUAUUCGCAGGUAGUUUUUCGCUGCUCAAGGACCUUGCAAAGAUGUUCGGUGUAAACAUCGGCAGCAGUGAAAAGAAGAGGAUUGUCUUCGAAAAUCAGGAUACCGCCCCAAAUAGUCCGUUAGCAGAAUCAUCAGACGACCCCUCAUUGGAUGAAUCAGAAUUUAACGCAGACGAACUACAGCCCGUGUUUGCAAAAGUCAAGCAGACAACUGAUAAAAAUCUUCUAGAAAUGUUCAAAAAGAGCGUUAAGGAGGCCACUCUGCGAAAAGCGUUACAGCUGGCACACAGCAGUGGAUAUGAUACUGCUAGAGAAGCUUAUGCAACCAACAAAAUGGCUUUGUAUAUCCUAGAUAAGUUCAAGGAACGCGGCAUUUUUGAGUGA
Molecule: messenger RNA, 1506 nt
Organism: Babesia bigemina
Lineage: Eukaryota; Apicomplexa; Aconoidasida; Piroplasmida; Babesiidae
Exons: 3
Coding region: 1-1506 (501 amino acids)
Source: RefSeq, a predicted model, not a curated record